AUGGGAGAGCUUUCUCCCUUUGUAGCGGGUUCUUGGAUACCAGUUCUAAUAAUGAAUCCUAAAGACUUUUCAAUUGAAGUGACCAUGAGUUCUGCUUUCGCCAAGGCUACUUUACUUUCACUUUACUUUCACUUUCGUCUUCUGAUAACAAAUUUUAUAUCUCAAGUUACUCCACAAAACUUCCACUACUUCUGUGAUCAAGAUAACGAUACAGGAGUCUAUACAGCCAACAGCACCUACCACACCAACCUCGACACCCUUUUGUCCACUCUCGUUUCCAAUACAGAAAUCCAUUACGGUUUCUACAAUUUCACAAACGGCGAAAACACUAGUAAAGUGUACGCCAUUGGGGUGUGUAGAGGAGAUGUUGAGCCAGAGAACUGCCGCACAUGCCUCAACGGUUCCAGGACCAAUCUCACUGAACUUUGUCCAAACCGAAAGGAAGCAAUUGGUUGGUACGAGGAUGAGAAGUGUAUGUUGCGCUACUCAGACCGCAAUAUAUUCGGACUUAAGGAAACUGGACCUGCUUUUCAAGCUAGCAACGACAGAAAUGCAUCGGAUUUGGAUGAGUUCAUUAAAGAUGUCAAAACCUUGCUACGUAACCUAAGCCGCGUAGCUGCAUUAGGUGACUCUCGUGUUAAGUAUGCUGCAGGUGGUACAUCAUCAGAUUCUAAGGUCAUAUAUGGUCUAGUUCAGUGCACACCGGACUUGGGAAACUCAGAGUGCGCUGAUUGCUUGUCUCAGUCCAUUGAACCUCUCCCGAUAGAUUGUUCUGAAGGCAAGAUAAGUGGAAGGGUUGUUAGACCAAGUUGUAAUAUUAGGUUCGAAACCGAGAAGUUCUAUGGAGAUCCAGCAUUUGUAUCACCAGCUUCUACGGGAAAGAUAAUCGCAAUUAUCAUAGCAGUGUCAGUUGUUGUAAUUGUUUCCGCGGUGCUUACUUUUAUGUACAUUCGUUUAAACGGGAGGAACUCAUGGAUAACUUUGGAAUCUCUACUAGAAAGACUACAUGAUGAUGAUAAUGAUGGAAUUGACGCUUCUGAGCCAUUGGCAAUCAGAUUUAACAUGAUACGAGAUGCUACAAAUGACUUUUCUGAUUCUAAUAAACUCGGACAGGGUGGAUUUGGGACUGUUUACAGGGGUACGCUACCCAAUGGACAAGAGGUUGCCGUCAAAAGGUAUUCAGCUACUUCUAGACAAGGAGAUGCAGAAUUCAAGAAUGAGGUGCUUUUAUUGGCCAAACUUCAGCACCGAAAUUUAGUUAGACUACUUGGUUUCUGUAUGGGAGGAACAGAAAAGCUACUUGUCUACGAAUUUGUUCCAAAUAAAAGCCUUGAUUACUUCUUAUUUGAGGCAGAUGAAACCAAGAGAGCCCAAUUAGAUUGGGAUAGGCGCUUCAAAAUCAUUGCAGGUACUGCUCGAGGUAUUCUCUACCUCCAUCAAGAUUCUCGAUUGCGCAUUAUCCAUCGUGACCUCAAAGCUUCUAACAUUCUCUUAGACGAAGAGAUGAACCCUAAGAUAGCAGAUUUUGGCGUGGCAAGGUUAUCUCUUGUGGACCAAACUCAAGAUACACAGAGAGUUAUUGGGACAUAUGGAUAUAUGGCACCUGAGUAUGCACUGUGUGGAAAGUUUUCAGAGAAGUCAGAUGUUUUUAGCUUUGGUGUAUUGAUGCUUGAGAUUGUAAGUGGUAAGAAACUCCUUAGCAUUCAAGAAGGAGAGGAAACGGGAUAUAUAUGCCAUUUUGCAUGGCGAAGAUGGAGUGAAGGAAGAGCAAGAGAUAUUGUAGAUCCUGCAUUAAACAAUGGUUCAGAAAAUGAAAUAAUGAGAUGCAUCCAUAUUGGGUUACUGUGUGUUCAAGACAUUGCAGCUGCGAGACCCACCAUGGCUUCCGUUGUAGCCAUGCUGAAUAGCCAUUCUUUCCGUCUGCAGGUACCUACGGCACCUGCAUAUGGGAAUGCUCUUUCUGGAAUCUUUGCAGGCAUGCAGUUAUAUAAGGGAGAUUAAUUCAGGGACAAUAAGAUCAAAAGAAUCCACCAAUAGAUAAGAUCAUUCGCUCAAUGAGGCUUCAAUUACUGAGCCAUAUCCUCGCUAGAUCUUCAUCCCCUUAGUUUAUAUCUUGGGAUUAAGAAGAAUGCCAAAGCAAUGCUACUAAUUACAACAUUUGUUUAAUAGCUUAUGCAUCUUCGUUGCUUAUUGUCUGUAUAAGCUGCUGUUUAAUGUUUUUUUUAAGCCUUGA
This is a messenger RNA of Vigna angularis (adzuki bean), 2233 nucleotides long. RefSeq names its product cysteine-rich receptor-like protein kinase 29. Gene Ontology annotation, biological process: protein phosphorylation. Bases 1 to 2001 code for a protein of 666 amino acids. The transcript has 8 exons. Gene Ontology annotation, molecular function: protein kinase activity; ATP binding. The record is from RefSeq and is a predicted model, not a curated record. Lineage: Eukaryota; Viridiplantae; Streptophyta; Magnoliopsida; Fabales; Fabaceae.